UGGUGAGCUCUGGUUGGAGGAGGAAUUACUAGGAGGACAAGUGGGGUGAGAAAAGUUCUAUUGCAGGAGAAUUCGGGAUCUGCAGAACGUCAGGAGCAGCACAAAGGCAUUGCCACGUAAUUACAGGCUGUUAUUAGGAGAGUGGUCCUCCCUGGGGGUCUCCAGUCUGCAUCCCCUUCCCUCACAGUCUCCACCUCCAUGCCAGGCUGUGGUGUUUGAUGUGCCAAACAGUUCUGGAUCCAAGUCACAGAAACAAUAGUUGUGCAGGGAGGAAAAUAAAUAAAAAAAACUCCCAGGACUGCUUAAGCUCUUCCCUGCACCAGAGGAGUAAACAGAGAAGACUUGGACAUCUGCAAGGAAUCAGAUCUGCAGCUCUGGAGGGAAGAGGAAAGGAGCCCAGGAUGUGCCGGGCCUGAGCUUCUUCAUGCAUGCUAGGAGGACACCGACAGGACAUUGGCUUUACUGAACAGCCUGGGACAGAACAGGACGGGAUCGGUCCAGAAGCUGAAUAGAUACAUCCAAUAUCUGCAGGACCAGGGUCAUCUCAUCAUGACUUCCAGCUAUAACCACCAGCUCUUGGACAGGCAAGGACUUAUCGGGGGGCGUCUGGAGACCCCUAUAACAGCAGGGCUAGACAACCUGCAGCACAAGAAGAAUUUCUCAGUCAGCCACCUGUUGGAUCUGGAGGAAUCGGCCGACAUGGCUGGAGCUCAGGCCGAGGAGGAUACUGGGGAAAGUGGAAGGAGCUUACUGGAGUCUCCUGGACUGACCAGUGGAAGUGACACCCCACAACAAGAAAACGAACAGUUAAGUGCAGAACAGAAGAAAAAGAGAAAACAAAGGAGAAACAGGACAACAUUUAACAGCAGUCAGCUACAAGCUCUGGAGCGGGUGUUUGAGAGAACACAUUACCCCGACGCAUUCGUACGAGAAGACCUUGCACGGAGGGUUAACCUCACUGAAGCCCGAGUUCAGGUUUGGUUCCAGAACAGAAGAGCAAAAUUUCGAAGAAAUGAAAGAGCAAUGCUGGCCAAUAAGAACGCAUCGCUUCUCAAAUCAUAUUCAGGAGAACUGACAGCAGUAGAACAACCUAUAAUACCGCGACCAGCCCCUCGGCCAAAUGAAUAUCUAUCCUGGGGGCCUGCAGCACCUUAUAGUGGGUGGUCCCAAACUCCGAAAGUGCGAACUUACCUUUUCCAAGAUUGGUGAGAAAAUUGAAUACCAAAUAUAACUACCCAUGGUGAGUAUUGCCAUGACAUCUUAUUCUUCCACUUGUGUCAAUGCCCAUCCUGCCCAGGGAAUGAACAUGGCUAACAGCAUCGCCAAUCUCAGACUCAAGGCAAAGGAAUACAGUUUACAAAGAAACCAAGUGCCAAAACUCAACUGAUGAAGAUGACUGUAAAAUGUACCAACGUCUGCCUUAUAACUUAUACCCACAGGCCUUAUAAUGGGAAGAGGAUGUAAAAUAAUGGUUGUCUUUCUUUGAUUUUAUUAUAUAGUUUUUCUCUUGGAGAAAUUUACCACUUUGUUAGCGUUAUCUUGAUGCCUUGCUUAAAAAUAGUAAAAUUGCUAACUUUCCAGCAUACUCUAAAGGGCUUCUCCAGUCUAGAAAAACCAUUUCCAUAUACCCUAUUAAAGAAUUCUGUGUAAGUAUUGGGGAGCCCUCUGUUCAGGAGUGGAGAGCGCCUCUUGCUCCGGAGGACCUGUUUAGUCCUGCAUUACACAAACAACCCAUUGGUGUUGUGUAAUGCUUCAUUUCACCUGUGGCGGUGCUGCAGGAUGAUUGAAUACUUAAUACCAGAUUUCUUCACAGAUCACAACGGACCCUACUAACAAAUAGGAAUUGUCCAAAGCCGAGAAACUCUCUAAAAGAAUAAAUUUUGGCACAAAGAACAGCACUUCAAGACGGUCUAAAUGCGAAUAACAAUUUCAAUAAACGUAACGUCUUCUUGACAAAGUUGUCUUGGAUAUCAAUGUUCCAUUUAGGAGGCCUCAUUUACAAUGUUUGACCCUCAAUUACUGAUUCCAAUGUAAAUUAAUUGUAAAAAAAAAAAAAUGAAUAA
Messenger RNA from Hyla sarda, 2063 nucleotides. It is a transcript of the gene PRRX1, whose product is annotated as paired related homeobox 1. The record is from RefSeq and is a predicted model, not a curated record. Gene Ontology annotation, molecular function: DNA-binding transcription factor activity, RNA polymerase II-specific; DNA binding. The coding region runs from base 550 to 1209 and encodes 219 amino acids. The transcript is spliced from 5 exons. NCBI's taxonomy places the organism in Eukaryota, Metazoa, Chordata, Amphibia, Anura, Hylidae. Gene Ontology annotation, biological process: regulation of DNA-templated transcription.